This is a messenger RNA of Hibiscus syriacus, 800 nucleotides long. RefSeq lists its product as uncharacterized. NCBI's taxonomy places the organism in Eukaryota, Viridiplantae, Streptophyta, Magnoliopsida, Malvales, Malvaceae. The coding region runs from base 115 to 495 and encodes 126 amino acids. The transcript is spliced from 2 exons. The record is from RefSeq and is a predicted model, not a curated record.
CUUCCCUUACCUUUCAACAAGAUCAAAAGAAAACUCAACUACAAAAACAGACGCCUCCACCAGACCACCAAUUUGUUAAAGAAUUCUCUCUUCUUAGUUUUCCAGCGAACUUCGAUGGAAGAUUACAGCAGAUCAAGAUCGUAUGGUAGUGGGAUGAUGCAGCUGGAAACCUACCAGGAGGCACCACCACCAAGGCCAGGUUCCUAUGAGCUCAGGUCCUAUAGUGUUUCCUAUGCACAAUCCCAGAUGGCGGCUAACAGCUACAAUAAUAUGGGAAACAGCAACAGGGACUUGAAGUUGAAGAAAGCGAAGAGCACUUCUGGUUCAUCUUCUUCGAAAUCAUGGAGCUUUGCUGCUGACCCUGAGUUCCAAAGGAAGAAAAGGGUUGCUAGCUACAAGAUGUAUAGUGUUGAAGGUAAGGUCAAAGGGUCCUUGAGGAAGAGCUUUAGGUGGCUUAAAGAUAGGUACACACAAGUUGUCUAUGGCUGGUGGUAAUUGUUGCCGUUUGGUUGAAUCCUUUUUCUUUUUAUGUUUGUUUUAUCUUGCUUGUAUCCAAGGUAGUUGUGGAAAAAAAACAAAGUUUCAGUUUUUGAAGGAGGAUUGAUGCGGUUGGUUAAUUCUGCUGUAUUACCUGAGGAACCAAAAAGCUUUGUAGGUGUAUCUUUGCAAUGUUAAAUCCUUUCAAAUUCUUGAUGUUCUUAGUUUAUUGUAUUUGAGUAGCUUAGACAAUAAUAAUAGUGAGCAUUUGAUGAUGGAUUUUGUUCCUACAGAAUAAAUCUCCCUUGAACCUUAUUGAUCUA